Molecule: messenger RNA, 6936 nt
Organism: Hemicordylus capensis (graceful crag lizard)
Lineage: Eukaryota; Metazoa; Chordata; Lepidosauria; Squamata; Cordylidae
Gene: MTMR10
Product: myotubularin related protein 10
Exons: 17
Coding region: 494-2569 (691 amino acids)
Source: RefSeq, a predicted model, not a curated record
GCCGGAGCCAUGUUUUCCUUCAAGCCCCCUAAGGCCACCUUCAGGUCUUACCUUCCGCCUCAGCCUGAAGAGAAGAUAACACCAGAGCCAAGGCUGAAGAAACUGGAGCCAGUCCUUUUGCCAGGUAGAUAUCAGUAACAACCACUGGAGGAAGAUUGUGCUGGAGUUGAAUAGGGAGCCCCAAAUCCCUCUACUUUUUGUCCUCUCUAUGCGGAAUGAGUUUUGUUCUGGGCUCGUAUAUUCUGUUCAGUACUGAGGAAAUUCUGAAAUAGUAGACUCUCUAAAUCAAACAGAACGGACACUUUCUUCCCAUAGAGGACCACUCUUCUGCUCAGUAACCUUCUAGAAAGCUCUGGAUACUUACCUAAGUGAAAUUGUGGUGAAUGAAGUGAAUUUUGUGAGGAAAUGCAUUGCAACAGAUACGAACCAAGAUGACCUGUGGGGGAAACUUAUCUGCAGUAAUUUCAAGAUAUCCUUUGUUACCGAUGAUCCCAUGCCACUUCAGAAAUUCCAUUACAAGAACCUUCUCCUAGGAGAACAUGAUGUUGCACUAACAUGCAUUGAGCAGAUAGUCACAGUGAAUGACACAAAGAGGAAACAGAAAGUCCUGGGCCCCAACCAAAAGCUUAAAUUUAAUCCAACAGAAUUAAUCAUUUAUUGCAAAGACUUCCGUAUUGUCCGUUUUCGUUUUGAUGAAGCGGGACCCGAAAGUGCAAAAAAGGUGUGCCUUGCGAUAGCCCAUUAUUCUCAGCCAGCAGAUCUCCAGCUUCUCUUUGCGUUUGAAUAUGUGGGCAAAAAAUACCACAAUCCAGCAAAAAAAGUGAAUGGAAUUGACCCUGGAGGAGGUGGUGGCGGCAGCAGUGGUAGCAGCAGUCAGCAGACUCCCUUGUUUGAAACCUAUUCGGACUGGGAUAGAGAGAUGAAGAGAACAGGCGCAUCAGAAUGGCGUGUGUGCUCAGUCAAUGAAGGCUACAUGAUAUCCACCUGUCUUCCAGAAUACUUUGUGGUGCCAUCAUCUUUGGCGGAUCAAGAUCUCAAGCUCUUCUCCCCUCACUUCACUGGAAGACGGAUGCCAAUGUGGUGCUGGAAUCAUUCCAACGGAAGUGCUCUUGUGAGAAUGGCCAGCAUUAAAGAGCCAUUACAGCAGCGGAAAAUCGAUCAACGGAUUUGUAAUGCAAUCACUCGGAGUCAUCCACAGAGAAGCGAUGUUUACAAAUCAGACUUGGACAAGAGUCUGCCCAACAUCCAAGACAUCCAGGCAGCCUUUCUCAAACUCAAGCAAUUAUGUGUGAAUGAACCCUUUGAAGAAACGGAGGAGAAAUGGUUGUCUUCCCUGGAAAAUUCACACUGGCUGGAGUACGUGAGACUUCUCCUGAAACACUCCGCAGAACUUGUAUACAUGUUGGACAGUAAACAUGUUUCAGUAGUUUUACAAGAGGAGGAGGGACGAGACCUGAGCUGCUGUGUGGCUUCACUCGUUCAGGUGAUGUUAGAUCCCUUUUUCCGGACCAUCACUGGAUUUCAGAGCCUGAUACAGAAAGAAUGGGUCAUGGCAGGAUACCCAUUUCUAGACAGGUGCAACCACCUGAAGAAAUCUGACAAAGAGUCUCCUUUGUUCUUGUUGUUCCUGGACUGUGCCUGGCAGCUGCUACAGCAAUACCCCUCAGCCUUCGAGUUUUCAGAAGCGUACUUGACGAUACUGUAUGACAGCACACGGAUCUCGCUCUUUGGAACCUUCCUCUUCAACUCGCCACAUCAGAGAGUAAAGCAAAGCACGGAAUUUGCCAUAAGCAGAAACAUCCAACUGGGUGAUGAGAAAGGCCUGAAGUUUCCUUCUGUUUGGGACUGGUCUCUUCAGCACACAGCCAGGGAUCGCAUGCUCUUUCACAGCCCCUUGUACAUUGGGAAGAGCGCGCCGUGCGUGCACAGAGGAGGGAUGGUGAAAUCCUUUAAGCGGUCAAAGAAGAACUACAGCUCGACGCUCAGAGGCCUGCCCCCGUCUUUAAAGAAUGGGAUCAUCAGUGAGCCAGACUUUCUUCCAAGAAGAAAUUCGCUCAUCCUGAAACUGAAACCCGACUUCCUUCAGCACACAGACCACCAUGCCAACGGUAUGGAGCAGUAUUUCCGAGAGUGGUUUUCCAAGCCGGUCGACCUGCACGGUGUCCUCCUUCCCCGCCUUUCUGGAACCCAAAUCAAACUCUGGAAACUCUGCUACUUCCGCUGGGUUCCUGAGGCCCAGAUCAACCGUGGCGGCUUCAUCACAGCCUUCCAUAAAAUUUCUCUGUUGGCAGAUGAAGUAGAAUGGUUGCAUCGGAGCCUGCGGCAGCAGCACCACCACGGCAGCCCCCCUUCGCUCGUGAAUGCGUCCGAACUGGAGCAAAGCCGGAUGUACUUCCGAGCAAGCGGGCUCAAGGACACGUCAGCCACUCCAGAGUUCCUCUCUUCCUCCUUCCCAUUUUCUCCCGUAGGAAACCUCUGCCGGCGGAGCAUUCUGGGAACACCCCUCAGCAAAUUCUUAAGUGGUGCCAAGAUCUGGCUGUCUACUGAGACACUUGCCAAUGAAGACUGACGCCUCUAGACAAAGGAGAAAGGGACCAGUGAGUCAUCUCUGCGCAGGACUGCUAACCGCAACACCAGAAGCUGUAAUAAUUUUAUAUACAAAGGUUACCCUUUCCUUUCUUUUUUUGCACAGAAUAUUUAAAAGCAAGCAUGUCAUGCAUCAGCAUCGCACAACUAGUUCUCUGCCACUGUCAGGUCAAACACCUUGUCUUGUUCUUUCAACUAUUCUUUGUGCUUUCAGCAUCUCGCUUUCUGCAUACCGGCACCUAACAUUCUGAGGUUGGAUUUCCCCACUCCCUGUCAAAGGUUUGGUGUGGUGACUCACUAUGUUCUGGCGGUGUUGAGGCUCCACUUCCCAGUUGCUGACUGAAGCAGAUCUCUUGUCAGUUUGGAUUAAGUCGCAGAUGAAGACGGACAUCAAAGGAAAACAUUAGAAUUGCUGUCAGAUCUGACUGCGAUUAUUUGUGUGAAUACAAGAGCCAUACAUCUUGUCAAAUUAUGGCACGGUCCACUGAAAGGUCAGUGCUUUAACAAAUAGUGAAGGGAAAAAUCCAGACUAAACCAGAUCAGCUUCAUUUCAGAUUUGAAAUCAAUGGUACAGUCUCUCCUCUUGAUAUGAGAUCUAAGAACAUUCACUGGAUCGUGUCCAUGCUCAUGAAUGAAGCUGGUCUGGUUUUUUCCCCUUCCCUAUUUGUUCGCUCUUCAUUUCAAGGCUUCAUUUCACUUAGUUCACACCAUCUGCCUGCAGUGUGCCCUGCUGCUGGGUUUGGUGCAGAAAUAAGCCAUCCCUUAACUGGACUAAGAUCACCAGCAUGUGCUCUCUACCACCUUAAGGCAGGGGUUCUCAAACUUGGGUCCCCAGAUGUUGCUAUACGACAACUCCCAUCAUCCGCAGGCAUUGUGGCUGGGGAUGAUGGGAUUGUAGUCCAGCAACACCUGGGACCCAAGUUUGAGAUGCUCUGCAUCGGCACCAGUGUUAACCGUGGCUUUCCCUUAACCCAGGACCUGACAUCUUUCUUUUGCGUCUUCGAACCUUGGCGGGAAGGAAUUCCAGAGUAGGAAUUCAGCUCCUUAAAGGGGAAAUUGUUAACUGCAGUUAAGAGAUCUGAGGCCGUUAUCUCUACACCAACCCCAAAAUAGUGACAGUCACCCCUCAUCAUGACUGUUAGUAUAGUCUUAGAAGUGCCUUCACUUGCCCAAAGCAAGACUUCUCUCUCUACAGCAUGGAAUUCAACUUCUCUCAUGUGGUAAGCUGACAUUAGUAGUCUCAUGGCAACUUCUGGGAGCUACCAGAAACUGCUAUUUUGUGAUUAGCUUUUUUUUUUUUUUAAAGGUCUUAAAAUGCAGAACAUAUUAACUGUGAAGGAGCACUGAAUAUUUAUUAGGUGGUGGAAAAAUUCCUUAGUAGGCCAAAAUCAGGUUUGUGCUAAAAACUUUCAAGGAAAAGUUUAUUGCAUAUAUUUCACAAAAUGGUUUGGGGUGUUAUUUCAUGGCCCAACUAGUUUGUUUGGACUGCAAAAUAAUGGAAAUAAUGGUGGAGGAGAAUUUGCAGGGAAGAUGGCCACUGCAGGGCCCUGCUGUUGGACUGGUACUGUAGAGGAAGCCUGUCAUAUGUGGGUUUCUUGAUGGCUCCUGUCGCACGUGUGGCUGGGGCAGAUGCAGGACAGAAAUCCAGCCCGUGAGCUUGGGCCCGGAGGACAGUUCAGCAGCAGAGGGCUGGCUGGCAUUGUCCGCCUGCCGAAGGUGGCAGUCUAGAGUCAGUCUUGUGACAUGAUGUGUCCCGGAAGUGAUUUGCUGUUGCGCAAAAUCAGCCCCGCCAGUGGAGAAUGGCUUUCCCCGCCCCAGACCUUGGGUUGGCUGCCCAUUCUGCCUUGUGCCCAGAGCAGCCGUGUCAAAGAGAGAAUCCCGCUGGCAGGCUGUCCUUGCUGGAUGUGGGGUGGGGUGUGGCUACAACCAGCCAAGGUUCCGACAUAGGCUGGCAGACUGUGUGUGCAUCACAGCUGCUGGGUUGGGUUUGGGGAGACAGGCACACACACCUGCUUGCACGCACAGCAUCUUGGACUGGAGAGACGAUGUCGUUACAAGGGUUGUUGGAAAGCGCUUCUUCCCCACUCUCUCCACUGACCCACAAAGCAGACCUCAGUUCCACUGGAAAAUGUUGUGAAUCAUGGGCAUUAACCCAGGCGUUCUCAACCUCGGGUGCACAGAUGGGGGACUACAACUCCCAUCAUCCCCAGCCACAGUAGCUGAUUGUGGCUAAUGUGUGUUGGAGUCGAACAUCAUCUGGGGGCCCACAUUGGAGAACACCACCCCCCCGCAUUAACCACAUCUGGAGGUGUUUCUCAUGUCAAAAAGAGUGUUUUCUUUAGUACUAACACUUUUAUUCCCCAGUGUUAAAUUUCACUUUUCUGUGUGUGUCCUGACUCUCUCUUGUACUAGGUCUUAGAUUUUUUUUAUCAAGGUGACACUACGGAUUCUUUACUUAUGCCUAACAGUCUUAACUACAUUUCAGAUGUACCAAAUUUUUCUAAAUAACUGUGGGGUGGAUAUAUUUUGCAAAAAUUAAUAGAUGUUUAACUUUUGAGAUAUGUACUAUAUACCUGCACCAAGGCCCCCUUAAUGAGUGUGUGUUGAAUUGUGCGUUUUUGUACUGUGUAACCUAAUCCCUUUCUGUAUUGCUGAAUUUUGCCUUGAACAUAGCUGCCUAUAAAUUCUACUUACCAAAUGAAACGGAGGCUGUAGAGCAGGAGUUCCCAAACAUGGAUCCCCAGAUGUUGUUGUUGGCCACAACUCCCAUCAUCGUCAUGAUGGGACAUGUAAUAAUCCAGCAACAUCUGAGGAACCUACAUGUGAGAACCCUGCUGCUGUAGAGCAGGGAUUCUCAACCUUGGGUCCCCAGAUGUUGUUAGGCUUCAACUCCCAUCAUCCCCAACCAAAGGCCAUUGGGGCUGGGGAUGAUGGGAGCUGAAGCCCAAGAACAUCUGGGGACCCAAGAUUGAGAAUCCCUGCUGUAGAGGGUGAAGCCAGGGUAUGAGAAUUGCAAGCAGACAGAGGAUGGCUGGGAAUACCCUUCCUAAUUCCAGGAACCAGACAGACUUAAAAGCAAAAAAGCCGCCUUGGCCUGCUGUUACGUAAGCAUGUUCCAUCAGGAGAGUGGAGAACGUGUGGGAGGGAGCAGUGUUCUGCUGUGCACUGUGCUUUCUUGGCUGAAGGUCUCCCUCUAGGCUGUCCUGUGAUCACACAGUCGGGGCAGAGUUGCAGUGCCAACACACACCUCUUUCCUAUCACAUGAUGGUACAGAGCAGGCUGUGUGUAACUUACUGGCGAAUGUUGGCAGGAAAGGUUUACUCGCGCUGCUUGAUGCCGUGAACACAGUGCAGUGUGGAAAUCACAACAGCCAACUUCGCAUGAUCUGGCUUGGGCGGAUGAGCCUGCCCCCUCCCCCACCCUCCUCCGGGCUCUGAUUGGGGAAGAAGUGUUUUUAAUGCUUUGCAAAACCCCAAGAGAUGAAUGCAGCUUCUCCCCUGAAUGCUUGGGCAUUUAAAACGUCCUUCAGUCAGGAAAUGCAGACAGCUGCCCAAAGAGCUCUCAACUGCCUUACUGUCAGCCUUCAACAAAGGUCUGGAUGCUCCAGAACACCCAGACCCUGCCCCAAGCAGGACUGCUGGCUUGUGCCCAAGAACUGACCUGCUCUUUUAAAACCAGGUACUUUUACCUUUUUGUAAGUGUAGAAAACGAUAGAUGCUUAUUUUUGUAUCUCUUUCCCUUAGCAGCAGCCACUGCUUAGAUUGUCUAGGGGGCUGCAGUUCACUGACUUUUUAAAAAAGGACUUCUGGCUAGUGGAUGUGGUCCAGGUAGAAAUCAAUGCCUUUUAGCUACUGCAGAGUAGGAGUUGACUGUUACGUCAUCUUAUCAUGGAAGUGCAAUUAUAUUUAACCCCUCAUGAGCCAAAGGAACUCCACGGAAAAGUGCAUGUUUCACAAUGGCAGAGGGCAUCCCAGUUCAAUACUGGACUUUUAGAGUUAAGACUUGGUAGGACAGCACAAGCUUUUGGCUGUUAAUCUCCAAAGAAAAUAUGUACAUUAAAAGCCAAACAGGUCUGACCUGUAAGGACAGGAUGAAGCUGUUAAUCAUGGAAAAUGUGGGUUCUCAGCUACUACAACAGUGGGAGCUUUUGGUGGAAAGGUGGGGGGGGGGUGUGCGUGCGCGUGUGUGUGCGUGUUAGAGGAUCCUUUUCUCUUGCCAUGGAACCUGAUGCCUUGGCUGCCAAACCAUGCCUUAGUUGAGCAAAGGAGAACUGACAGGGACACUUACCACAUCCUGUCAUUGUUGUGAAUGUGAAGUGAAUCAGGCUUAUUAAAGUAACUCUUUCCAAUU